AUGGUCCGGCACAGCGUCGUGUUCGGCGGACUCGGCAGCAAGGCCGGCAACAGCGGCGAUACGAACGAGGCGUCCAACACCGACAGCGGCGAAAUACUGCAAAGGCGCCGGCGGAGCUCGAUCAGGGUGCCCGGCUUCAUGUCGAGCUUGCGCAGGCUGUGCGACGGCGUACAGCGUCAGGCACGCAGCCGCAGCAACAGCAACGGGUCCAACGGAUCGGACGUUGCGAAGAAGAGCAGCAGGUCGACGGAGAACCUCGUGGCAGCGUCAGGCGAAGGCUGCAGCGACGCGAAGAGCGUGCAAUCGACAAUCGACCUCGUCGACGCGCGAGGCAUGGUGAUCGGCGCGGGAGGACUGGCAGGGACCGGACGGCAGAAGGAUACCAACGGGUUAGAGCCAGAAGAACGAGAGAGCGAAAGCGGGGAAGAAAUGGACGGGGCGGCCACGACAAAAUCGUCGACAGCCGAGGAUCGCGGGGAUUUCCACCUCUCGAGGCUUCCCAAAUUGAGAACGUACAUCGUUGUCCACUCACGCGCCCACUUCGCAUUCGUGAUCACACACGUCCAUGUCAAACGGAGACGGCUGGACGACGCUGCUAAGGUCCACGGCGAAGUGUGGCUACCACCCCACAACCAUGAAGCCGCAGGAAGUGAUCAUCGCCGACUCCAGUCGCCAGCUGCGGUGCCCGGAGGCGACGACGACGGCACCAGGCACCCAUUCUCGCCCUCUUCGCGCCUCGACCAGCACGCCUCGCCAUCGGCAUACAACAUUAACCACGACGACAACCACCAUCACAGCACCGCCUUCACUCAGGCCCCUACCUCUACCAUGGUCUCCGAAGUAUCGGUAUCAGCUGCAGUGGCAGCAGCAAACUCUGCAUCCUCGGUAUCCGGCUUUUCCCCUGAACUGCUGAUGGAUCCCCUGCUUGCAUCGUCUCCUGGCAGCGGCGGCGGCCACGCGCAGUGGCAGGGCAGCGCCGGGUUUCUCCCUCCGAGCCCGGACGAUUACAAUUGCAACCCAAUGUUCUUGGCCUCGCAGGAGGAGCUGCGCAGCCUUCUCUUCAACACCGCCCAGUCAACUCAUCCCACGCGGGCCUCGAGCCCUGCCGCCGCCGGCGGAGGUGGCAGGUACGCCGACGAGAUUAUCGACGCAGGAGGAGGCGGUGGCGGCGGUGGUGGCGGAGUAGGGGGCUCGUUGUCCUUGGCCUCGGAUCGGAACCAGAUGAAGCAGAUCCUGAGCACCCGCAAGAGGGUCGAGUACCUGAAGAACUAUCUCGCCAAAGUGGCGCCUUGGCUCGACAUGUUCGACACCUCCCGGCACUUCGGCAUCACCGUGCCCGCGCUCGCGCAAACCCAGCCGCCCUUACUCUACGCCAUCCUCGCUCUCUCAGCCCGUCAGAUGGAACGCCUCAACAGCGGCAGUGGGUCUGGGCGCCGUGGCGGCGGCGGUGUCAGUGGUGGCAGCAAGCACUACCCGGCCUCCGAGUCCUUGGAACUCUACCAGGAAGCCAUCCGGCUACUAACGCCCAAACUCCCCGAGCGAUCCCCGCACAUCCUGACCUGCUGCGUCAUCCUCUGCUGUCUCGAGAUGAUGUCGGCAAGCCCGCAGGACUGGCGUCGUCACCUUGAAGGCUGCGCGACGCUGUUUGACUCAUUCGAUGUAAACGGUUUUAGUGGUGGCUUGAUGCAGGCCGUAUUUUGGUGUUACUCGCGCAUGGAUCUUUGUGGCGCAUUGAUAUCUGAUGGCACCGAAAGCACGCUCCUUGCGCUCCGCAAAUGGGUCCCUGCAAACGUGGCCGAGGACGACGUCCAUGAUCUCUUCGCAUCCCACCGCAGCCCGGACAUGCACGCCAACUACGCCGUGUAUCUCUGCUCCAAAGCGUGCGAGCUACUAUCGGACCGAACCAAGUACGCCGAACUUGGCGUCGACAACGGCUGUACCGGCCCUGCUUACGCUUUGCGUUGGAAGCGACUUUGGCACGAGCUGUCUCUCUGGCUCGACGAGCGCCCGGCCGAGCUGUUGCCAGCCAAAACGAUACGGCAGAAGAGCGACAAGCCGUUCCCGGAAAUCCUCUUUAUUCACUGGGCUGCCAUUAGCUCGAACCAACUGUACCAUACCGCGUGCAUCUUGCUCCUGAACUCCAUGCCCAAGAGCCUGAAACUCGACCCGCUGCCGGUCCAUAAUCCGCUGUGGCACGCCAGGCGGCCCCUAUGGAUAGCCGGGCGCAUGCUGGGCCAUCAUUCCGAACAUGCAGCCGUGAUCGAGCUGAUCCGCAACAUCGAGGCUCAGACAGGAUGGGGCAUGUACUGGAGAAUCCGAGAUUUGGAAGAAGCGUGGGGCUAUCGGGUCCGCUGA
Molecule: messenger RNA, 2355 nt
Organism: Lasiodiplodia theobromae
Lineage: Eukaryota; Fungi; Ascomycota; Dothideomycetes; Botryosphaeriales; Botryosphaeriaceae
Product: C6 transcription factor
Exons: 6
Coding region: 1-2355 (784 amino acids)
Biological process (GO): positive regulation of transcription by RNA polymerase II
Cellular component (GO): nucleus
Molecular function (GO): DNA-binding transcription factor activity; transcription cis-regulatory region binding
Source: RefSeq, a predicted model, not a curated record